This is a messenger RNA of Filobasidium floriforme, 2001 nucleotides long. RefSeq lists its product as uncharacterized. Gene Ontology annotation, biological process: error-prone translesion synthesis; response to radiation. Gene Ontology annotation, molecular function: DNA-directed DNA polymerase activity; damaged DNA binding. The record is from RefSeq and is a predicted model, not a curated record. Lineage: Eukaryota; Fungi; Basidiomycota; Tremellomycetes; Filobasidiales; Filobasidiaceae. The transcript is spliced from 8 exons. Bases 1 to 2001 code for a protein of 666 amino acids. Gene Ontology annotation, cellular component: replication fork; site of double-strand break; nucleus.
AUGUCGGCGCUGUUCAACUUGGGCAAGAAACCAAGGCGGGACGAUGCCGUCCGUCCCGUGGUCACCUACCGACAUGUAUUGACGAGUCAGGCCAUGACCGUAAUGAACCCGCUCCGGGUUAUCGCCCACUGCGACAUCGACGCAGCUUAUGCUCAAUUCGAGAUGGUCAGAUUGGGUAUCCCCGAAGAUCAACCCGUCUGCGUACAACAAUGGUGGGGUCUGAUCGCCGUCAACUAUCCGGCCAGGAACUUCGGAAUCACCAGGCACAUGGACGUCAAUGAAGCCAAGAAGCGUUGCCCUCAUCUGCAGACUGUACAUGUCGCGACCUAUCGGGAUGGUGACACGGAGCCCGGCUAUUGGGGAGAAGGGGAUCCUAAGCAUCACAAGGUCUCGCUAGACCCCUAUCGGAGAGAAAGUACCAAGAUCCUGGCCGUUUUCAAGCGUGUAGUAGGAGAUGCCGGAGAAGUCGAAAAGGCCUCGAUCGAUGAGGCCUACCUUGACCUGACAGGUCUGGUACUCCAAGAGAUCUUGAAACGACAUCCACACCUGAAUACCGUCCCGGAAGACGCACCUUUCGGCCUCGAUACCCCUCUUCCCCUGCCACCGCCUAUCACUUGGGAUCCUCUGAGCAACAUCUUUCCCUUACGUGGAGACAAUGGAGGCAAUGUGAAUGUCGAGGCAGAUGGGGAUGGGUAUGAUGGGCUAGUAGAAGAGGAACUAGCUGGAGGUUGGGAAGAUUAUGCGUUGUCCGUUGGCGCUGAGAUUAUGGGUCGGAUCCGGGCGGAAGUGAAGCGGGAGUUGGGGUAUACUUGUUCGGCGGGUGUGGCCCAUAACAAGACCAUUGCCAAGCUGUGUUCCGCCUGGAAGAAGCCCGAUGCACAGACUGUUAUGCGAUCAGCAGCCAUCCCGGCCUUUCUAAACCCUAUGGAGUUUACCAAGAUCCGUUUCUUGGGGGGGAAGUUGGGAGAUGCUAUGGCCAAAGAAUACGAAGCCAAUACUGUGGGCGACAUGUUGUCGGUGACCUUGGAGGAGAUGCAACGCAAGUUUGGCGAGGAGAGUAUCUGGGUCUAUAACAUUCUUCGUGGAAUCGAUUACAACCCAGUCAAGGAAAGGACGGCAACCAAGUCAAUGUUGGCGUCAAAAAAUGUUCAGCCGGCUGUUACGAGUCGGGAAGGAGGUUAUAGGUGGCUAGGUAUCUUGGCGGGUGAACUUUACGUGCGUUUGCGGGACGCGAGGGACGAAACAGAGGGAUUGUGGCCGAAGACUAUGGUACUCAGUACCAGACAAGUCGGGGAGGCGGUCCGUUCGCGGCAGAUAGCGUUCCCUUUCACAAGACAACUCUCUGCAGACUAUAUCACCAAAUAUGCGAACAAGCUGUGGGACGAGGUAUCUGAGCCCAUGAUGCGCCAAGCCAAUAGCAAAUCUUCGGCGAUGCGGAUCAAUAACCUCGGGCUGAGCUUUGCUGGUCUAGACCGUCUGGAAGGUGGACAGAAGGGUAUCGAAGGGUUCUUCAAGGCCGGUGGUGUUCCAUCAAGAGGAACGAAGCGAGAACGAUCGCCUUCCAGCGGUCCCGGACCGUCAACCGAAAGCCACACAGCGAAGAGGAAGGAUUCUGGACCAGCCAAGAUCACGACUCCCGAGAUCAUCGAACUUUCGGACGAGUCGGAUGAUGAGGAAGGAGGUUCACUGGCACAACGACUCCCGCACUUUUAUUGCGUCAGGUGUUCGAAGACGAUACGAUCGGAGGCGAAACCGGAGAACAGCGAUCAGAAAUCGCCGGACGAUAUCGUUGACGAACUCCGAAGCGCCCAUAACGACUGGCAUGUCGCACGCGAUCUCUACGACGAGGACAUGACUCAGGCCAAAACGAAUCAUGGCAGCUCUUCAAAAUCUACAAAACCGAAAAAAAAGGUUGUCAAGAAGAAGCCGGAAGGUAUCCGAGCUUUCUUUUCGCCCAAGGACACCACGACGCCAUCACCCGCUAAGAAGGGGAAGAUAUAG